Molecule: messenger RNA, 606 nt
Organism: Emiliania huxleyi CCMP1516
Lineage: Eukaryota; Haptophyta; Isochrysidales; Noelaerhabdaceae
Gene: Rab1c
Product: ras-related protein
Exons: 11
Coding region: 1-606 (201 amino acids)
Molecular function (GO): GTPase activity; GTP binding
Source: RefSeq, a predicted model, not a curated record
AUGGCCGUCGCAGAGUACGACUUCCUCUUCAAGUUGCUGCUGAUCGGCGACUCGGGCGUUGGCAAGUCGUGCCUUCUCCUUCGCUUUGCCGACGACUCGUACACGGAGAGCUACAUCUCAACCAUCGGCGUCGACUUCAAAAUCCGGACCAUUGGGAUCGACGGCAAGACGGUCAAGCUGCAGAUCUGGGACACAGCAGGGCAAGAGCGCUUUCGAACUAUCACCUCUUCCUACUACCGCGGCGCGCACGGCAUCAUCGUUGUCUACGACGUGACGGAUGCCGACUCCUUCUUCAACGUGAAGCAGUGGCUGCACGAGAUCGACCGGUAUGCGAGCGAGGGCGUCAAAAAGUUGCUGGUGGGCAACAAGACCGACCUCGUCAGCCAGCGCAAGGUGGAGACAGCCGCGGCAAAGGAGUUUGCCGAGUCGCUGGCAAUGCCCUUCCUCGAGACGUCGGCAAAGAGCGCGAGCAACGUCGAGCUCGCAUUCCUCAAGAUGGCAUCCGAGAUCAAGGCGAGCGUCUCUUCAAACCCAAAGCUCGGCGCGCCGGCAGCGCCUGUCAAGCUGGGAGGGGGCAGGCCCAACCCGUCAGCCGGCUGCUGUUGA